AUGCAUGGACGGAAAGCCAGCAGCUCGAAAGAUGAUAAAGCCAAGCUAGAAAAGGUCAAAGAAUUAAUUCCCCUUGUGAACCAUUUGAUAAAAAAGAAGAAUGAAAAAAUCUAUGAUAAAGAAUACAUAGAGAAGACAUCCCUCAUUUUGAGGAGGUGUCCUAAUGUGCAGACUUUGUGGAAUUUCAGGAAGGAAUAUUUUGAGUCUUUGGUAAAUACCAGCGCACCGGUUGGCGAAGUGGGAAAAGGCGACGAAGAAGCGGACUGCCCAAAGCACCUCCCCCAUGAGGAGCUAAAAACUUUGAUGAAAAAUGAAAACACAAUGGUUGAAGAAAUUAUGGUCAAAUUUAACAAGUGCAACGAUUUAUGGUUUCACAAAUUGUGGAUAAUAAAAUUUGGUCUAAAAAAUGAUUUAAUGGAUUUUUCUGACCUGAUGAAUGAGUUAGAAUAUUGCAAAAGGAACUUCAACAAAGAUGAUAGGAACUUCCACUGUUGGAAUUACCGGUCCUACAUCAUCGCGUGUGUGCAUAUAUAUAUGAAGUGGGCAAAAAAUGGGAAGGCUCACAUUGGGGAAGCUCAAAGUGGGAAAAGUAGUACUGACGAAAGUGACUCCUCCUCUGCACAACUUGCUAACCAAUUUGAUGUCCAUAAAUCCAAUUAUGAACUGUCGAAAACAUUGAUUGAAAGGAAUUUUUCCAAUUUUUCUGCCUGGUUUCUGAAAUACACCAUACGUGAAUCCCUAAUCUGCACCGAAAACGAGUUAGACUUGAUAAAAAAUGCAAUUUUCACGGAUCCGUUUGAUCAAAGUAUGUGGGAAUUUUAUAGAUGGUUUCUUUUUCAUAAGGGUAAUGACAAGGAGGAAAUAUUUUUCACCCUAUUGCAAAAUAAUUGCAUUUAUUUUUUUUUCCAAAAUUUGGUUAAGGCUAAUUUAUCCAAAUCAAAGUGUUACGAUGAUAAGGGAAGGGAAAUAACUGGAGAGUGGGGCAAACAUUUAGUAGAUCUUAACAACCCGCACGAAAGUUUCGAAUCCUACGUAUAUUUUUUCAAACCCACCGAUGAGAAUAUCCUUUUGAAUGGCCAAUCUACUUAUUUAAAAUUUUGCAUAUUUUAUUAUAAGUAUAAUCUUCACGAACCAGGGGAGGUGCAUUACGGAAAAAAUGUCCUGCGAGAUCUAACCGUAUGCCAUGACUUUUUAAGUGAAGAAGACAAGUAUGAGCACAACAUUGUAUACCCAAUCGAUUUGCGCAAUUUUUCCCAAAACGAACAUUUCAAAAUAUUACUAGAUUAUGAUAGACAGGGGGGAGCAGACGCUAAAAUGGAUUCCAAGUCUAGUUGCGUUAGUUCAUUCACUCCUUUAUAUAAAUAUAUCAGUCGCUCUAACAUAUUGCUGAAUACAGCCAAGCACAUGAAUUUCGCUUCAUUAAAUUUGGAGCUUGAGCAAAUAAAUGAACUGCUACUUUUGGAAAGCAAUUGCAAGUUUGCCUUAUUCACCAAGCUCGAAAUGUUAAGAAGGCUGGAACAGUUCGACGAACUUUUCCCCCUACUUGAAUUGUUAAAGCAAGUGGACAGCAUGCGGAUUGGGUACUACAAGGACUUGGAGACGGAGCUGCGGAUACAGAAAAAAGUACAUGAUUAUUACGAGGAUUCCAAAAUGGGCGACAAAGGCACCCUGGAUCUGAGUGGACUAAACAUUGACAACAUAACAUAUCCCCUCAUGAUUGAAGCUUUUUUUAUACCCAGUAUUAAUUUGUCCAACAAUCUCUUAUCAGAGUCGUACACCGGCAAGUGUACAGUAAACUUUUUGUACAACCUGAGGGAGCUAAAUUUGAGUCACAACAAAAUAAAACGCCUCGUGGUGCUAAUGAAGAAUUUGUACAACCUGAAGUUAUUGGAGAAGCUUGAUGUUAGCAGCAACGCACUGGCAAAUUUGGACGAAGAUCUGGACAACUACUCCUUCGUAUUGCUGCCCAAUUUGAAACAAAUUAACAUCAGCGACAGCAACCUUUCCGCGCUGCUGAACCAGAGGUACAAGAAUAUGAGCGAGCUCAACACGUAUAAGGUGGUGCAGGACGGUUCGAAAGUAAUUUUAUCCAAAGAGUAA
Plasmodium coatneyi is the source of this 2100-nucleotide messenger RNA. RefSeq names its product Protein prenyltransferase alpha subunit. Gene Ontology annotation, biological process: protein geranylgeranylation. Gene Ontology annotation, molecular function: protein binding; Rab geranylgeranyltransferase activity. Bases 1 to 2100 code for a protein of 699 amino acids. The record is from RefSeq and is a predicted model, not a curated record. The transcript has 8 exons. Gene Ontology annotation, cellular component: Rab-protein geranylgeranyltransferase complex; cytoplasm. Lineage: Eukaryota; Apicomplexa; Aconoidasida; Haemosporida; Plasmodiidae.